AUGGCGGAGGCGGGAAAAGAGCAGGCGGGCCUUGAUCUUCCUGGUGGAGGUGCGGCACAGUGGCCUCUGCAGCGGUAUGGUCGCUUCAUGCCCUCGGGCACUGGGGAGUCGCCUGGGCCUGGCCUGGAACCUGGGACAGCCUCUUCUCCCACGUGGAAGGUUUUUCAGUCCAGUGAAGAAUCUGGGUAUCUUGUUCUCACCAUAGUUAUAUCAGGUCAUUUCUUCAUUUCCCAAGGACAGACACUACUGGAAGGGUUUUCACUCAUUGGUAGCAAGAACUGGUUGAAGAUCGUAAGACGCAUGGAUUGUCUGUUGUUUGGAACAACGAUAAAGAACAAGAGUCGCAUGUUCCGGGUACAGUUUAGUGGAGGGUCAAAGGAGCAGGCGCUGGAACACUGCUGCAGCUGUGUGCAGAACCUGGCCCAGUACAUAACUGUCCAAGUGCCCGAUGGAAUCUGCCAGGAGCUCCGGCUGAGUCCUGGCCCACUGAGGGCAGGUGAAAGCCAAGGGAAGGGCUGUGCGCAGAGCAUCCCACCGCAGCACGGAUCACACCAGAACCUGAAGCAGCAGCAGGGUGUACCAGGCAGCACAAGCGCUCCAGAAAGAAGGACCUCCGUGACGUGGUUAGCUCAGUCUCUCCUGGCGUCGGAGGAGCUGCCCCUUGUCUAUGAACAGUCUGCAUGGAAUGCCGAAGAGUUAGGCCCCUUUCUACGCUUGUGCCUCAUGGAUCAGAAUUUCCCAGCAUUUGUGGAAGAGGUGGAAAAAGAACUAAAAAAGCUGACAGGGUUCAGAAAUUAACACUCUCUGUACAUAUAGAAUUAAGGAAUGUGAAAGCACUGAAAAAAUGCUUCCUCCUAAGAUUAGAAAAGAUACUAGAAUAAAGAGUAUUAUUUC
This is a messenger RNA of Diceros bicornis minor, 894 nucleotides long. RefSeq names its product REC114 meiotic recombination protein (gene REC114). Bases 1 to 798 code for a protein of 265 amino acids. The record is from RefSeq and is a predicted model, not a curated record. The transcript has 6 exons. Lineage: Eukaryota; Metazoa; Chordata; Mammalia; Perissodactyla; Rhinocerotidae.